Messenger RNA from Tribolium castaneum (red flour beetle), 891 nucleotides. It is a transcript of the gene Csl4, whose product is annotated as Csl4. NCBI's taxonomy places the organism in Eukaryota, Metazoa, Arthropoda, Insecta, Coleoptera, Tenebrionidae. Gene Ontology annotation, cellular component: nuclear exosome (RNase complex); cytoplasm. Gene Ontology annotation, biological process: RNA processing. The record is from RefSeq and is a predicted model, not a curated record. Bases 245 to 835 code for a protein of 196 amino acids. The transcript has 2 exons. Gene Ontology annotation, molecular function: RNA binding.
GUCGUAAUUGGUAAUUAAUGUUAAUUAAUGAAUGAGAAAGUAAAAUUUUGCAAAUUCGUUUUUUGACAAUUGACAGUGACACUUGACCUCCUUGUGUGCCUUUGAUUGGCUUUGAACGUCGUCUGCCGUGAUAAUAAUAUUGACAGUAAAAGGAACACGCAGUUUUUGAAAUUUCUUCAUGUCAAUUGACAUUUGACUUAACCUCAAAAAAAAUCAAAAAUUUCGUUUUUUGUUGAUUUUGGGCAUGUCAUCGCCCCUUGUGUGCCUCCCGGGGCAGCGGCUGUGCCUGUCGGACCCCUCGCACGUGUCCGGUCAAGGCACGUACGAGCGUGGGGGCUACAUCUACGCCACCCUUGCCGGUGUUGUGGACAUUGUCCCCAAAGACAACGUCCAGAUCAUUGAAGUGCGCAGUUCCGGGCAGGAAACGCUCGUGCCGUCACAGGGCGACAUCGUCACAGCGCAAAUUCACACAAUCACGCAGCAGUUUUGCAAAUGCUACAUUAAGUGUGUCGGGGAUAAGGUUUUGGGGCGGCAGUAUCGCGGGAUUUUGCGGAAGGAGGACGUGCGAGCGACGGAGAAGGACCGCGUGGAGAUUUACAAGAGUUUCAGGCCCGGGGACGUGAUUCUGGCGAGGGUUUUGCCGAUCACGGAAGCUCACACUUAUCAGUUGUCCACGGCUGAGAAUGAGCUGGGGGUCGUGACGGCGCACUCGGAACAUGGGGGGCUUAUGGUGCCUGUGAGCUGGACGGAGAUGCAGUGCUCCAAGACGUUUGUGAAGGAGGCCAGGAAGGUUGCAAGAGUUGUGCCAGAAAGCGUGCAAAAUGAUGUGAAAUAAUGUUCAAUAAAUUGUAUUUUUGUUUAUUUUAAUAAACCCUUUUGCGUCCCUUAAAA